GCGGCCGCGCUGGCCGCGCAGCACUCCGGCCGGCCCCGCGCGCCCCGCGACCCUCCCCAGCGCCGCGCCCUCUGCGAGCACAGGACCCGGCUCCGCAGCCCCGAGCCCUCCACGCCGCUUCCCUGCAGCCGCGCCCUAGCCGGCCUCGGCCCCCGGAGCACCCGCCUGGGGCGACAGUUCCCCGAGGCCGUCCAGCCGGUGCGGUCCAUCAGUCCGUCGAGUCCGUCGCGUCGUGCCCGGUGCCAUGCCAUUCCUCGGGCAGGACUGGCGGUCCCCCGGGCAGAGCUGGGUGAAGACGGCCGACGGCUGGAAGCGCUUCCUGGAUGAGAAGAGCGGCAGCUUCGUGAGCGACCUCAGCAGUUACUGCAACAAGGAAGUCUACAACAAGGAGAAUCUUUUCAACAGCCUGAACUAUGAUGUUGCAGCCAAGAAGAGAAAGAAGGACAUGCUGAAUAGCAAAACCAAAACUCAGUAUUUCCACCAAGAAAAAUGGAUCUAUGUUCACAAAGGAAGUACUAAAGAGCGCCACGGCUAUUGCACUUUGGGGGAAGCUUUCAACAGGUUGGACUUCUCAACGGCCAUUCUGGAUUCCAGAAGGUUUAACUACGUCGUACGGCUGUUGGAACUGAUAGCAAAGUCACAGCUUACGUCCCUGAGCGGCAUCGCCCAAAAGAACUUCAUGAACAUUUUGGAGAAAGUGGUACUGAAAGUCCUCGAAGACCAGCAGAACAUCAGGCUCAUCAGGGAGCUGCUGCAGACCCUCUACACGUCCUUGUGCACGCUGGUGCAGAGAGUCGGCAAGUCUGUGCUGGUCGGGAACAUCAACAUGUGGGUAUACCGGAUGGAGACGAUUCUGCACUGGCAGCAGCAGCUGAACAGUAUCCAAAUCACCCGGCCCGCCUUCAAAGGCCUCACCCUCACCGACCUGCCCCUGUGCCUCCAGCUGAACAUCAUGCAGAGGCUGAGUGAUGGCCGCGACCUGGUCAGCCUCGGCCAGGUGGCCCCCGACCUGCACGUGCUCAGUGAGGACCGGCUGCUGUGGAAGAAACUCUGCCAGUACCACUUCUCCGAGCGGCAGAUCCGCAAGCGAUUAAUUUUAUCAGACAAAGGACAGCUGGACUGGAAGAAGAUGUAUUUUAAACUUGUGCGCUGUUACCCACGGAAAGAGCAGUACGGAGACACCCUUCAGCUCUGCAGACACUGUCACAUUCUUUCCUGGAAGGGCACUGACCACCCGUGCACAGCCAAUAACCCGGAGAGCUGCUCCGUUUCCCUGUCACCCCAGGACUUUAUCAACUUGUUCAAGUUCUGAAUCCCAGCUCGGGACAACACUUCGAAGGGCUCCCCAGCUGAUUGGAUGGUUGGGAAUACGGAGCUCGGACACUUCCUUUGUAAAUAGUGUACAUUUGAAAUGCUGGCUCAGAACUUGUGAGCUAAGUCUCUGAGAGGACAUAGGAAGGGGAGAGAGAUGCAGCUGCCGGCUGGGAGUCUCAGAACACGGACUUCUCAUUAGAGCCGGUAUGGGAAAGUGGAAAUACUGUCCACAAGCUGUUUUCCUAACUAUUGGCCGGCAAGACUGUAAGGGCAGGGAUUCAGUUUCGUCGGUGAAAAUGGAAUUCUCGUGUUCCCUGAGACUCCUUGGUAGUUCCCUAGGGAUGUGGAAAAGAAGGGCAGAACUCGAAUUCAAGAUAGAACACUCUGUUUACAAUGUGAAAAUUUGCUUUUUAAAGAAAGAGAAGAGGACGACAUACGCGAAAUCCCUGCGCUUCGGUUUCGAUGGGGGGGAGGGUUGUUUUAAAAACGGCAAAGGAAGCACCACCCAUCUUAAACCCACGUGGGCAUAGGGCCUUGUCUUCCAAAUAUCACACAAUACUCUACCUCGGAAAGUACGCAGCACCCCCUCCGACAAAGUGCAUUGUCCCGCAGGCAGUGUCUGUUUUUCUUCGUUUUUCCUCCCGGAAAAGUGGUUUCAAUAGGAAGGGGUCCGGGAGGCAAUCCUCAUCACCUUGCAGACCUCCUUUUUACGGGAAUAGGCACUCCUUGGCAUUGACUCCUUUCUAGAACAACUCCACAGCACAUUAGCCCUUUUUUUUUUUUUUUCCUUUCAUAUUGUAGCUCAUUCAGGGGCAACAUAGGGUUGAUUAAAAACAGCCCCAGAGGAAGAAGUCCCACCGCAGAAAAGAUAGAAGGAGUCACCCGAUAGCUGUGAAGACUUUGUUAUUCCUGUUAAACUUCUCGGCUUGUCUGGGCUUCCCAGAAUAUCUUCCCAGAUAAGCGUUCAUCUGUGGACUUCUGGGAGCCGGGGUGCUGAUAAAGGCUUGUAAAACAAGGUUUGACGUAUCAGUUAGACAUUUUAGUAGCUGCUGUCCCUCCUGGCAGGUGAUGAGCGGAGGAGCUUUCUUUUCUUUAUGUUCAACACCAGAAUUUACUCAGCCCAAGCUAUAGGACUUCCUACAAGGAUGACAAGAUAAAACAUGGAGUUCCGAUCCUAGGGAACAGAAGUACUGUGUCUUCAUCCUAAACUUGCUCCGUACCCCUGGGGAUCUUGCUAGGCAAAUACCAGCAGGUGACCGUGUGGAAGACAGGAAAUCUCAGGACUUCAUGAGUUCAUUGUCAAAUAUUCCUGGGAUGGGGUGGGGGAUGUUUUUGUUUUUUACUUUUUAUAGAACUUUGCUUUUCUACAACAAUGUACAUAUUUUGGCAGUUGUAUUUGCUUUGUGCUUUUUUUUUUUCCUCUUUUGCAAAUAAAGUUGCCACCCUGCAUGCCCUUGGCAAGUAAGUAAGCAGAAAUUGGAACUUGCUCACGUUCACGGUAGAGAACAGUGUAUCCUUAGGGGGUGAACCUAGGGGUGAGCAAGGACAGCAACAAGGCCAGGCACCAGCUGGAGAUGCACAGCCCCUUGCCGCUUAUCCCUCAGGGCACAGCCCGGGUACCAGCAGGCUGAAGAGAAGUCAAUUCUCCAUCAACCCUCCUCACUUUGCCGCGUCUGUGCCUACACACCGGGGUGUCUCCAUAUUUAUUUUCACUUCUGCCCCCCCCAUCAGAAGAAAACAUUAAAUUGCAUUUAAAUUCUUCCCACUGAGAAGAAUUAAACAUUAAAAAAUAAGACCUUGUUGCGUAAGGUUGACCUUCCAGAACCCUUCUAAUACCCAAUGGGCUUUUUUGGUCUUCCCUCCCGCUGAGUCCACGUCAUACUGAGAACGCAGGGCCUAGAUGGUGGAAUAAAAAAAAAAAAAAAAAAAAAAACUGGCACUUCCAGAAUUCAGACAGCUUCUCUCAAAUGUCUCAGCUUCCUGAAAGACGUGAGGCAGAGCUGGGUUGAUUGUAGCUGUGAGAUCUCUCCGGAAACUUUGACUCUGGCAUUUUUAGGUGUAGGCGUUCAUGGCCUUCCACAUCUGUCCAUCAACUCAUGACCUCCGGCCCUUCAUGCUGAUCAGGGAGGUGGGAACUCCCAGGCACCCUCGGGUUUGCAGCCCCAGAAAUGCUGUCUGCUUGAGACCAUCAGCACAAAACUGGCCGACCGGUCUCCUUUGGACGGUCUGCAACGCCGGCGACUGUGUCUCCUACCCUAGGCAGCACGGCGUGCCUGUGCAGGAUGACGGCUACCACGAGCGGCUGGGGGAUGGUCUUCUGAGAUGUUUCCCUUGCUGAUGCCUCUGGGCUCUCCCCAGCUCUGUUGGCAUUUUUGGACGUGGUGUGUGACAGAGCCGAGGAAAAUUUUUAAGGAAAAAAGAGAAGAAACCAACAUUGGUGGUUCUCCUUCAUUGGCAGAUGAGACUAAGAAAGGAAAUGGCAGGUGGAGAAGGAUGGGGGAAGGAAUAGAAAUGGCCUCUCUCUGAUGCCGUGGUUCGUGGGAAGGUGACAGAGAAGAACAUAGCAGGUGAGAGCGUCUGUGCUGGCGCCCCACGGCAGCUGUUAGCAUAACCAGGGCCUCACAUAUAAGUAAAGUGAGUGAAAAAGAAAAUUCUCAUUCCCUGGGUACUAACCAUCUUUAGAAUUGGCAAACCCUCUGGGGACAACCCAACUUAAAAAACAAAAACAAAGAAUCCCCAUCUCACAACUGCUGGUCUAAAAGCCAGAGGGACAGGACGAUGGAAAUGGAAAUUGCUGGAAGAGAUAGGAGGCUCCCCUCUCGCUGCUGUACCUACCUAGCCACUGCCCUACCCCCCCACCCUGGUAACAUAGAACUUGACAUUGAUGUCAGCUAGGAAGUACUUUGGACUUCUGGAGAAGAAAGGAGGAAGUCUAGAGCACAAGUCCACAGGGAUGUUAGGUAUGAUCUGGUCCAAAGUAAAGGUAUAUGAGCAACAAGCCCGGAGUCUCUUGAGAGUAAGGCACAACAUUUAGGGAAACAAUAGGUGAGCACUCACUUCAUAGCAAGAUCUAGAAAAAAGUCCAUGGCAUCUUCAGCUAGAGUGCAUGAUUCCUUGAGGUUAUUACUUUGAGCAGUGGGAUUGGUAGCAUGGGGGGGUGAGGGGCAAAAGUAUGAGUAAAAACAUACCCAGGGGGUCAGCUGUGAGAUGACAUUUGUUUAGUGAUGAUCAGUUUUCUGUGGAAGUGGCCUGGAGGAGAUAUUUGAGAUGGGCUGGGUUGAUUCUGCAAAACACUCAGUAUGGCCGUGGGCUUUCCUGAGUGAUGGAGCAGGAAGGUAACAAGCAGGCACCACGUCAUUGCCAUGAUUCCCUGUGGUUGCGAAAACUGGUUUUCAUGGGGAGCUUACAAUUUAACAGAAGCUCCUUUUUUUCCUGUGGUUUCUGUGUGUGGGAGAAGGGAGGGGGCUUAGAAUUUUAUUUGUCUAAGCAAGUGGUGUGAUUUACAAGGUCGAUCAUUUCAAGACAUGUUCAACAGUGUAGCGUUUGUAGCAUUGAAUACAAUGUUUAUCAUAAACUACACACCUGAGUUUAUAGUUUUCUGCCGGGCUAUAGGGCAAUAAUGUUUUGUUACGCACUCUAUUUUAUGUGUGAAUUUUUUUAACUGUAAUUUUAUGUGUGGAUUUUUUUUUUUUUAAACUAAACUAUAUCAACAUUUUCUAUGUGGACAUCUGGGCGUUUCGUUUCUUUCUUUCUUUUUUUUUUUUUUUUUUUUUUUUAAUCUGUUUCCAACUAUCUGAGUCUGUGAAGCAUCCUUCUGACUGGAUCCUGGCCUAAAAUCCUAUUAGUGUUUAAACAGACCUCAGAAACACCCUGAACCUCUAGACAAAUGCAAAGACUCUUUGAUAUAUCUUGGGCUCUUGAUGUCUUCAGUAAACAAGAUCAUAAUUCCUUUAAACUCCACAUUUUCUUUAGAUGCUUUCUUCUCUGCUUUGUUAAAGAGAGUAAACCCUCCAUAGUUUCCCAAAGGAAGGAAACUCCCAUCCCAGACUUUGGUGCAGGAAGGGAAGUUGAAGAUGAUGGAAUGUGGCAUUCCUUCUGCCUUUCAACACGAGAUAGCAGGUUCAGAACAUUCGGGGGGCAUGUCUGAGCCCAUCUGGUACUCAGUGGUAGACCUGAGUACGAACCCAGGACUUUCUGAGGCAUUGACUCUGUGCCCCCUACCCAGCAUUCAUUGGUAUUGUCUGGAGACACGUGACACCUGACCUGAUCGUUCUCAACACCUUCACCGUGGAAGGCAACCAUGAGGGUCCAGUAUGAGGCAUCUGGCCAUUAUCUUUUCCAGAUAUUUCUAGUCCCUGGUUCUCCAUGGAGAAGUUAACAUUUCUCCCUGGAGCCACUUAACAUUUUUGCAAACCUCUGACGCUGUUGUGAGUACAGCAUUCUAGGGAGUACAGUCUUUCCCUGGGUACCCACAUUUUCAUUACAGAAAUGGCCCUUAUGGCAGAGAGAUCAUGGCCGAGCAGCCAUCUUGCUUUCUAGAAACUGAGGUUCUGACGGUCAGCAAGCAGGUACCUCCUCUCAGACUAAGAAGUACAAUUUAAUCCAUACCCUUCUCCUCCCCACCCUCCAGCACCUGCCAACAGAUCUGGGGAGUUUCUAUCCCGGGGUGGGGGGCAAGGGGGGCUCCUCCCACUCUCUGCUAAACCUCAUCUUCACCAAGCAAAGAUGGAUUAUUUUAUUCCAAGAGGCAGCAAGGAGCAAGGGACCACAGAUACUUGUGACUUUGUCUGCUGGACAUUUUUCAAAGUGUCCCUGAACUCAGCAAACAAUGCUUCCUGAGAAAGCUCCCAAAAUGCUGGCCCUGCCCCAUUUGUCCAAAAAUGGAUGGCUGUUCCAAAUGUCUGAACUUCUUAAAACUCCAUCUGCCACAACAUCAGUUCUGGAGUUUGAACAUGACUUUUUCAGUCUCUGAGUAGAGCAAUGUUUGUUUAAUUAACGUGGCACGAGUCUGUUAAAUAGAAGGCUCCACGGAUUGCCACCGAGGGCCUGAGAGCUCUCGGCACCAUCUUUGUUCUACCAAGUGUCCUUAACCCUGGCUAAAGGGGACGCACAUGAAAGCCCACGUCCUAAGCUUAGAAGCUUUACUCCUUUUAAUAAAAAGUGCUAUAGAGGGUUGGACAUGUAACUAAAAGUACAAGGUUAGUCUCAUUUCACGCAAAGAUGUUCAUUUAAUACUGUGUGAGCUAAGUCCUUCCGUGUAAAUUAUUUGCACACGUUCCUUGCAUGAUGAAUUGAUUUUUUUAUAGUUGUUUGUACCAGACGGUGGCAUAUUUUUGUAAAAAAUUUUUGACACUGAAUUGCAAUAAAUGUUUUUCCAACAACA
Molecule: messenger RNA, 6697 nt
Organism: Mustela lutreola (European mink)
Lineage: Eukaryota; Metazoa; Chordata; Mammalia; Carnivora; Mustelidae
Gene: FBXO32
Product: F-box protein 32
Exons: 9
Coding region: 245-1312 (355 amino acids)
Biological process (GO): protein ubiquitination
Cellular component (GO): SCF ubiquitin ligase complex; nucleus; cytoplasm
Molecular function (GO): protein binding
Source: RefSeq, a predicted model, not a curated record